Molecule: messenger RNA, 1575 nt
Organism: Humulus lupulus (European hop)
Lineage: Eukaryota; Viridiplantae; Streptophyta; Magnoliopsida; Rosales; Cannabaceae
Exons: 1
Coding region: 1-1575 (524 amino acids)
Source: RefSeq, a predicted model, not a curated record
AUGCUUGAAGCCUUAAAGUUUCCAAAAAAUUUUACCAAUCUUAUUAUGGAGUGUGUUACUACGACUCUGUUUUCUUUCUCCAUUAAUGGUGCUCAUCAUGGUUUUCUUCAAGCUAAAAGAGGUUUACGUCAAGGCGAUCCAAUCUCGCCUCUUCUUUUUGUGAUUGGUAUGGAGUAUUUGACUAGAAUCUUAAGCAAGGUGGCUAAGGCGGCUGAGUUUAAAUUUCAUCCUCGAUGCCAAAGUUUAAAGCUCACUCAUCUUUGUUUUGCGGAUGAUCUUCUUUUAUUCUGUAAAGGAGAUUACAUUUCUGCUCACUUAUUGUUGAAAGGUUUUAAAUUGUUUUCUAAUUCCUCUGGUCUCAAAGCGAAUAUCAGUAAAUUCGCGGUCUAUGGGGCAGGUAUGAAUUCGAAUACUAUAGAUAGACUUGUGGCUUUAUCUGGUUUUCAGAAAUGUAGCUUGCCUUUUCAGUAUCUAGGCAUGAAGAUUUGUGCUAAAAGGAUCUCUAAAGCUGACUGUGUGAGUUUGGUGGAUAAGAUGGUUAGUAGGAUUAGAAUUUGGAGCAGUAGGAAUUUGUCUUAUGCUGGUAGAAUUGUGUUAAUAAAUUCAGUUCUUCUUUCUAUAAACUCCUACUGGUCUCAAUUAGUGAUUCUCCCUCGUUCAAUUUUCCAAAGAAUUAUACAAGUUUGUAGAGCUUAUUUGUGGAAAGGGGUUGAUUGGAGUUGUAAUCCGGGCCAUGUUUCUUGGUCUGUUAUCUGCCGGUCUAAAUCAGAGGGAGGAUUGGGGUUUAGAGAUAUUGCCUUAUGGAAUUUUUGUGCCAUGGGUAAACAUGUUUGGGAUAUUUCCUCUAAGAAGGACAACUUAUGGGUUAAAUGGGUGAACACAAUCUACAUUAAACAAGGAGAUUGGUGGAAUCAUGUAGCGCCGAUAGAUGCUAGCUGGUAUUGGAAACGGAUAGUACAAGUGAAAGAUAAACUCAAAUCUGUGUUUUCUCACCAAGAGUUUCACAGGUUCAAUUUUACUAUAGCGUCUCUAGUGUCUAAAUUGAAUAUAGUUGCUGGCAGGUGGCAGUUUGCUAUGAUUUGGGACAGAUUUUCUUAUCCCAAACAUAGAGUUAUUAUUUGGCUAGCUCUCCUUGACAGAUUACCGACUCUUGAUAGAAUUCAGAGAUAUAAACCUCUUCAGAGUCUUGUUUGUUUGCUGUGUGGGAAUGCUGUAGAGUGCCACUCGCACCUGUUUUUCUCUUGUUGUGUUAGUUCUAAAAUCCUGGUUGAGAUUAUGCAGUGGUGUAAUAUAGCUUAUCAAGGGAAUAAUCUCAAGUACCUGCUGAAGUGGAUUGGGAAAAAAAAAAUUUCUCAAGGCAGAAGGAAGAUUUUUAUCAGCAUAAUUUCGGCUUUGGUUUACCAUAUUUGGCACAGUAGAAAUUAUGUUUUGUGGAACCAGAUUAGUAUUCCAAUUGUUGUAAUUGUUAGGAAUAUUAUUCAUAGUGUGUGUGAGAGGCUUUUUAAUAUAAAUUUCAGUAAGUUCAAUAGGGUAGAUCAGAAUUGGGUGGAAUCUCUUCUGAGAGUUUGUAAUUAA